CCAUUCCUUGCCACGCCUCGGGGAUGUGUUCCAGUGCGCCGGGAGUUGAUCAUCCUCGCGAUCGCCAAACACCACCGCUAUCUUCACUUGCGCGUCUCUCUCUUCUUUAUCUGUUUGUGGCGUCGUCCGCGACACGCGGCAGACUCACAACACCUUCAUUUGUGAGACGUGGGAGAGCGAUCGGUAGCACAUGGCGCCACGUGGACAGUACCAAUUCAAAAGGCAAGAGGGCAGAUCCGGCGAAGGCGCUGGAGGGCAAACCGGAAGGGGGCACGUCCCGAAGUCCAAAAAGUUGUGCGGGGUUCACGGAUCGGAGGGCGAGAUGGGGGGUGAGGGGGGACAGGACGUGUCGCCCAUGGAUGUCCCUUCCACGGCCACGCCAACGCCCGGGUUCGGGAGAGACGGUGUCAGCAGGGAGCGGAUGAUAGCACUGGCCAACCUUGGUCUUUUAGGGACUCCACGUGGCGGCGGGAGUGGGACCGUGCGUUCUCAAGGGAUUGUCAUCAACGACACGACACCGCAAAGGCCUGUAAGUUCAACGUCAACGAUCGUUUCCAUUGUCGAACGCACGGAUAAAGGACAAGUCCCUGUGUCCCCCUUGCGCCACGUGGAUCCGUCGAACACGUUGAUGCCGGGGCAGACCGGGGGGUCGUCGAGGGUUAUCGCAUCUUCCGCACAAGCAGGAAGCCCCAGUGUCCAUGCCACCGCCACUACUGCGGGAGAAAGGCGAGAAGAUCGGAGGGUCGAAGAGGCGGGGAGGAAAGAGGAGAGGAGGGAUAAGAUUCCGCGGCCAGACUGCGUCAUCAUGCCAGGCCCCGAUGUUCCGCGCGUGCGAAUCGAAGAUCCUGCGCAACGAGAGUCAGCUCUGCGACGGGCAAGACGGACGGAAAACGUCGCUAUGCGCAUCAUCCACGGGUGGAUAUUCAGGUCGUCUUCAAGGUCCGAUGGUUUCACCCGCACUGAGUCGUAUGUCGCUGUCGAUUACCCCACCAAUCUAGUGAAAGCAGCUUGGCAGAGCGUGGAGUGGUCGAGGGUAGUGCCGCCUAGUGUCGUCUACCACACGCUCGCUCUGAAGAUGGGCAUUCCAUUGUGGUAUGCGGGGGCAUAUAUCGAGGAUAGGCCCGAAGACGACGACAUGGCAGCCCAUCAGGAGUCCACGGUGAUGCGUUUGGUGUCCUACUUUCACGAUGCGUUCCGAGCCGGUGCGCGAGACGAUGACGAUGUGGAGGCUGAGGAUGCCAUUUACGACGCGGAUGACGUGUGGGCAGGGAAGGACAUGAUUGAGGAGAUUGCAACCGCAAGGAAGGGCAAGGAGAAGGUGCACGAUGACCGACUCGUGUCUCGUGUGUGGGAUAGGUGGGGGAGCCUUGAUGAUGUGGAGGACCUCGACGGGUUCCUGCAUGGCUCCAGACACACCCUUCAUAUCAUGAAGGACAAUGAGGAGUGUCGCAGGCCGGAGGGGGGGAGCGGACGGGUUGAUGAGGGUCAUCAUGUGGACACAGGCUUUCAUUCGACUGCCUUUGACGGCGAGGCGGGCUGCAGCGAGCGGCCUUCAGAGGGACCUAUCCCAGGGAGUGUAGCAGAGGAGCAGCGUCCCGAUGUUGGGAAGCUGGAGGCAUCUCCUGGCAGGGAGGACCUGUGUCCCGAUGUGGAGCAGGAGGCAGCUGCCAUGGAGGCAACUCCCGACAUGGAGCAGGAGGCAGCUGCCAUAAGCCAUGGACAGCCUGUACCUGCACGUUCACACGAUGGCAGUGGUGAUUCAUCGAUGCCUCGACUUGCUCACGAUCAUUCACAGCCUUUGCGGAGGGGAUCGGUUGAUUUAUCUGCGCUUCCUCCACUGCCCGCCCGAGUGUCAUCUGUCAUUGUUGACAACACCGCGACGAGAGGGAAGAAGAGGAAGAUCGCUGAUACAUGUGCGGUAGAGCAUUCACGAGCACAGAGACCACCAGGGCGAGGUAGACCGCGAGGGCACCCCCCAGGGGGUCGAUCAGGCAGAGGUAGAGGGAGGUUGGGUGUCGCUGGAGCGACGGAGAGGCUGUUGGGUUCAUUGGGUGCCAUCGGUGGAGGUUCACCAUCACCCAUAUCCGCAGACGGAGUGAGGACUCGAUCCCGUGCUGUUGUGGGGAAGAGGACGCGUGUUCAUGUUGAGGAUAAUGACGGCACCGAUGAGCAGGUCAGCGGUGACGGGUCUGAGAGCGAGUACGAGGCUCCACCGCAGCCCUCAUGUGAUGAUGACGACGAUGACGCCGGAGGGGAUGAUGAUGAUGCUGCGGUAGAGGACGAGACACUGGUUGAUGGGUGCUGAUGUAUUUUGACUCUUUUUGAGAGAGAGAGAGAGAGAGAGAGAGAGAG
Molecule: messenger RNA, 2352 nt
Organism: Chara braunii
Lineage: Eukaryota; Viridiplantae; Streptophyta; Charophyceae; Charales; Characeae
Source: the annotation of a GenBank genome assembly